UUCAUUAUACUUUAAAUGGCCAAUGUUAUAGACCUAAACGUCUAUGUUAAGAAGGUACUUCAUUAUACAUUAAACGACCAAUGUUAUAAACAUCAAACGUCUGUGUUAGAGGGUACUUCAUUAUACUUUUAAUGGCCAGUGCUAUAGACAUUCAACAGAACGUCUGUGUGAAGAGGGUCUGCAACACACGCCAUAAAUCCAUAAGUCUGCAUCAGUCAGAUUCCUGGUCACAUUAAGCUGCCGUGACAAUGACAAAAUGACUCUCUAUCACUCUACAGCUCCAUCAGGGUCCGCAAGUUGUUCAUCUUCUGCUGUAAUCACAUUUAGGACAGCAGUCUGCUCUGAGAACGAACACUGUCAUAACAGGCCGUCAAGUUCAGGUACAUCGCAGGUGUCAUUAUUGUCUUCUCCACUGAUGGACAAGGCAUGGAUUACCAGGCUAGAAGACAUGCCACAAGAUCAAGAUCCGUCAUCUGGAGACAAGAUAACUGAUACAUCAGAAAACAUAGUACAUGAAAUAAAAGUGUCACAGGCUUGUUGCUUGAAUGACGUUACUGUGGAAACAUUAUCAGAUGAAAACAAUGUGGCACAAGUGUUGGUGUCUGUAAUUUCACUGGAACAGUUAUCAGACACAGAUGAGAUGCCUGGGGCAUCUUUCAUCAGGGAGGAUGAUUUUUCCUUGGAACUGUUAUCAGUGUUGAAUGGAGAGGAGGGGGAGGAAGAAAGAUUAGACAGAAUUGGACAAUCAAAUGUUUUCACUGAAGGGCAAGUUUCAGUGGUUGUGUCUGAAAAGAAGGUACUCACAGAUUCCUCCUUAACAUCUGCGAGUGAUGAGCAUCCCUCUGGACAGUUAUGUCUGUUAGAUGGCAGUGAUAAGCUCAAGGGAGGAGACAAAGUAUUAGAUGGAGUUGGUGGUGAAGACUUCGUUGGCACUGAAAAUAAGAUUUCACUAACAGAGUCAGAGAAAGAGAUUCUUCAGAAAUCCUCAGCUGCAGAUGAGGUGUUUUUGUUGGAAAAGACCAUAGACAGAACUAACAUGCCAGAAGUCCUUUUUUCAAGAGAUGUAGGGUUACCAUUGGGACAUUUAGUAAACUGUAUUGCAAAUGAGGAGGAAGAGGAGGAAAUAUUUGAUUCAAUUGAAGUAAAGUCUAACUGUGCUGAAGAACAAGCUUCCAUCAGUUCAUCUGAUGAACAGUUACCACCAAUGUUGUUGACUCUGUGUAAACAGUUUCUGUUUCAACAACUAUCAGAUAAAUCUAAGAUGCAAGGAGCUCCUGCUGUAAAUGAGUUUCUGCUGAAUGGAGAUGAUGGUUAUUGGGGAGAGAAUAAAAUAUUAAAUGGAGAUUUAGAAAAAUCUGUUUGCUAUGAGAGAGAGGUGACAUUUCUGCUGUGCGAAAAAAAUAUGCAGCAACGUGAGUCCUCUAAGGGGGAACAAUUAACAGUCAAAACUGGAACUCCUGAGGUCACUUCUUCAACAGUUCAAGUAUCCCCAGUGAUAAUAGAGACAUUAGGGACUGGAGUUUGUAAUGAUAGCAGAGAGAGUGAGGUAUCUGGUGGUAGUAGUAGUGCAGAGUAUGAUGACAGCAACAUAAAGAUCUCACUGAAACAAUCAGGAAUAGAGAUGGAGAACGAGAUCUUACUGAAACAAUCAGGAAUAGAGACAGAGAGCGAGAUAUCUGAUGAGCAAUCAGGAAUAGAGACACAGCAAGAAACUUCAGCAGUGGAUGACAAGUUUCCUUGGGAUCUUUUAACUUUAUUGAUUGAGGAGGAGGAGGAAGAUGACAAAGAAGAGAGAAUGAUAUUGAAUGAGGACGAAGAUGAUGAUGACAAGGAAGAGAGGAUAACAUUAAAUGGUAUUGAAGAACACGUUUCAGAUGCUGGGUCUGAAAACACAAUGCUACCAGACUCUCCGCGAGGACUUAACCUGGCAUUGAAAAGAUUGGCGCAAAAAAUCAAAACAUGGCAAGAUGGUUCCACAGAGGAAUCUUUAACAAAGAAAACUAAACUGUCACAGGCUGCUUCAUUGAGGGAUGGAUGUGGAUAUUUACUGGAGCAGCAUACGUCACAGAAUGGAGGAGAAAAUGGCAGUGAGAGGGACUCGGGACAGUCUGAUAACAUUUUAGAUAGACGGGAAGUAAUUUGUAAUGGAGAGCAGGAUUGGGUGAUGUUGUCAGAGAAAUUUGAGAAUGGAGGUAUAGCUGACUGCAGUGUCAUUGAUGAGGACUCCGGUAUCCAUAUAGACCCAGUUUUGUUUGAGAUUGAGUAUAUCUUGAUGAAGCUGAACAGUAAUGACAAAGACCCGAAGACGGAAGCAGCCAUGACAUCUGUAGCCACAGACGAGAAGCAGGAUAUGAGUAAAAAUGGCGACCCCUCCCCGCAGCCUUCCCACAAUGCACGGCCUGGCUCCGGCCUGCGGAAACAGCUACCACCAGUUCCAGACUCUGAAACUCAGCUGAAUUUAGCUUCCAAGAUGAUUGACAAGAAGACGUCCACACCCAAAGGGAACCAUAGCUAUGGGCCUUUCUUCUUAGAGUAUUCCUUGUUAGCAGAAUAGU
Molecule: messenger RNA, 2555 nt
Organism: Lingula anatina
Lineage: Eukaryota; Metazoa; Brachiopoda; Lingulata; Lingulida; Lingulidae
Source: RefSeq, a predicted model, not a curated record